ACAGCUUCCUUUUCCUCUUCCUUUUCCAAAAUCCAAGUUAUCUUUCAUUUAGUUUCAAAGGUUCUGCAUUUCAAAAUCCAUGGUGGAAACUCCAGCAACCAAACACUUUGUUUUGAUUCAUGGGGCCUGCCAUGGUGCUUGGUGCUGGUACAAAAUGGCUUCUCUUUUGAAGAGUGCAGGAUACAAGGUCUCAGCUGUGGAUCUUGGUGGUGCAGGAAUAAAUAUGGGAAAUGCUGACUCCAUUUCUACUUUCGAAGAGUACAACAGGCCUGCCAUUGAUAUCAUCUCAGGGAUCCCAGAAAAUGAAAAGGUGAUAUUGGUGGGGCACAGCAUAGGUGGUUUCAGCUUAACGCAUGCCAUUUACAAGUUUGGGAAGAAGAAGAUAAGCCUCGUGGUUUACGUUGCUGCUGCCCCUGCCAAUUUCCGCGGUUCUGGGCCGGGCUUUAACCCAGAUAUCUACAUCUACAAUUUCGGAAAUGGGAGUCAUCAGCCUCCUACAAGUCUUAUUUUUCGCCCUGAGAAGCAGCGAGAAAUGCUUUACGCACUUAGUUCAUAUGAGGACUCAACCUUGGCUUCAAUGGUGAUGAGGUGGGCGCCAGUGAGUGCCUUCGCUGAUGCAUCACUUGACAAGGAAAUUGAAAGGGUGACUACUCUUUAUGUGAAGACCGACAAGGAUCAAAUGAUGAGUCAAGAGCGCCAUGAAGAGUUCAUUCAUUUCCUCUCUCCAGAGGAGGUGUUAGAAGUGGAGGCUGACCAUAGUCCCUUUUUCUCUGCAACCGUUGAGUUGUUCAGCUUCUUGGACAAGGCUGCCGCUAAAUACUGUAGCGAUGAACUGCCCAAAAAGUAGAUCAUUUGUUCCUUACAAUGAAGUGAAAUAUAUAUAUAUAUAUAUGGUCAUUACUCUACUUGGUUUUAUUUGUAUUAUUUGUGCUGCAGCUUACGUUUUAUGUGUGUUUGGGACCCAACUGCCUAGAUGGCUGGAUUUCUUUUCAUGAAUGUGCUAGGAUUCCAUGGCUAGUAAUAAUAGAGGAUGAUUAACCAUUGGUGUUGAAAA
Messenger RNA from Amborella trichopoda, 1054 nucleotides. RefSeq names its product methylesterase 17. NCBI's taxonomy places the organism in Eukaryota, Viridiplantae, Streptophyta, Magnoliopsida, Amborellales, Amborellaceae. Gene Ontology annotation, biological process: salicylic acid metabolic process; jasmonic acid metabolic process. Gene Ontology annotation, molecular function: methyl jasmonate esterase activity; methyl indole-3-acetate esterase activity; methyl salicylate esterase activity. The record is from RefSeq and is a predicted model, not a curated record.